AGUAGAGAUAUCCUGAACACAACUUUAACUAACGAAUGUUAUGAUAACAAUUAUUAUUUACUUAGAUUUUUGAUCAUUAAUGGCGUAAAUGUAUUCAUUCCUCCGCCAAAAGCAGAACUGACUACUGUUUUCAUUAAUAAUGUUUUAAUUCUGUUUAUAAUAAACAACUUAGAAUCAAUGCCCUGGUUUAAUCUAACUCCAACUACAGACUUGCCAUCAAGAACUGGCUUAACAACCUGUGCUUAUGGUGAAGAUAAAAAUCGAAUUGAUUAUAUUGGUAGCAGGCUUAUUGUAGGAGAACGUUACACCACUGUUUAUGAUAUUGCAACACAACGAUGGAAUACACCAAAAAAAUCAGAAAAUUUUACAACAAAUAGAUGGUUUUUACAGCGUGUUGUUUCAGGAAAUGAUACAUAUGUCUAUGGAAGAAAUAUAGGUCAAACAAAUAUGUUAACUUGGACAGAAAUUCCUUCAGGAAUAUUAGCUCCCGUUGGUGUUCAAGGAUAUACUGCUAUGCUUUUAAACAAUAAAUCUAUAUUAUAUAUUGGAGGUCAACAAGGAAAUAUUUCUUCGUCAAAAUAUGACCAUGGGGCAGUCUAUACGCAAGAUAAUCAAGUAUUUCUAUGUGCUUUUUUCUUAAAAAAUGGAAACGCAGAAAAAGGCGAUAAUAAUUAUGAAUGGGUUACAUCAUAUGUUCCUAACAAGAAAUUUCUCUCAACUUCAACUUCGAUGCCAUCACCAUCUGUUACAUCAUUUAAUGUUGGUGCAAUUAUUGGUAUUGCAUUUGGAGCAAUUUCUGGGCUUAUAAUAUUAAUAACUAUCGCAGUUCUUAUUGUUAAAAGAUAUGAUCAUCCUCUUUAUUAUUCUGACCCGCAAAAAUCAAGUGAUAAACCAAAUAACGAAGUCAUUGGUUAA
Dentiscutata heterogama is the source of this 915-nucleotide messenger RNA. The record is from the annotation of a GenBank genome assembly. NCBI's taxonomy places the organism in Eukaryota, Fungi, Glomeromycota, Glomeromycetes, Diversisporales, Gigasporaceae.